AUGCGAACCAGCAAUGAUGCCAAACACGGCAAGUGCGACUACGGUCCUCGCCUCGUCAAGGUGAGUAAGAUGGCAGAAGUUGGGCAAGAAGAAGGUGCUCCGAUGACAAAGGGGCACGGCCAAGCGGAAAUGUGUGUGUGUGUGCGUAGGGUUGGUGAACUGCAAACAAAAAAUUGUGAUGAAGCACUAAGGCUUGGAGAGUGUCAGCCCUUUUGGGCUUCAUGGACUUCAUGGUCUGCAUGUUCUGCCACCUGUGGAGUGUCAGAGAGGAGUCGUUAUCGUCCCUGCAGCGGUGCUUACACAUCUGCUAGUAUUGCAGCGAUUGAGGGCAGUUGUGCCGAUCCAGCGAGAGCGGCGGAAGGUCUUCAGAAGCGUGAUUGUCCUUUACAACGUCUUUGUCCACGCAUUGCUGGUGGAUGGGGUGAAUGGGGCGCCUUCUCCGACUGUGAUGCAACCUGUGGACGUGGAAGUCGUCGUAGAAUUCGCCUUUGCAACCGACCUCCGCCACAAGGUGGUGGAGUACCGUGUCAAGGUAUUGACACUCAGCAGGUAAGUGUUUGGCAAGACAAAGAUUCGAUCCAUAGUAGAAAGUACUAG
Molecule: messenger RNA, 597 nt
Organism: Hydatigera taeniaeformis
Lineage: Eukaryota; Metazoa; Platyhelminthes; Cestoda; Cyclophyllidea; Taeniidae
Source: the annotation of a GenBank genome assembly